Molecule: messenger RNA, 2619 nt
Organism: Pelagomonas calceolata
Lineage: Eukaryota; Pelagophyceae; Pelagomonadales; Pelagomonadaceae
Source: the annotation of a GenBank genome assembly
AUGGUGGCCUCGCCCGACCGCACAACGCUAAACGCAGGCAUGACCACGGGCACCAUGUCCCUCGCCUACCCCGAACGCAUCCCCAAGGCCCGGCUGGAAGCCACCUUACUCAAUCGCGAGCUCGACGACACCCUAUUCGACGCGCGCACGCGGCAAACGAAGUCGACCGACAGCUGGCUCACCGCGGCUCAAGACCGCACGGUCGACGAGCUGCUGCGCCCGGAACCGCGGCCCGAGGUGAGUCAAGUGCCACUGGAACUUCCGGCUAUAGAUCAACUGCCCCCGGGCGGCCACGGCGCCUGCUACACGAUCACGCUCGAUUCUGGUGAGAAGGCGAUGGACGAGUGUCUUGGUGGGUUGUUGAGUCAGACGCGGGCCAAGGCGUCGCGGCUGCGGCAAGCGUUACGAAGGGCGCUGGCCCGCGAGGACUCUCUGACCAUAGAGAACGAGAAGCUGCGCGACGCGAAUAUGCGAGCCACGCUAUCCACUGAAAAGGGCGAGCCCGCGCUGAUUGCGAGACGCAAGCUCAAGGCCGCGCGCGACGUGCUGAGGGAUUUGCCCGAGGCGUCGCACGCGCUGAAGCAUUUGGCAGGUUUGAGAAAGGACGUCGACGAGCUGGCGAGGGAACGGGACGCUGCGUUAAAAGCCCAGCGGGCGGCGGAGGCGCGCGCUCUUGAUAAUGAAAAGCGCGCGACGGACGCGCUCGCCGAGGUCCACCUCGUGGGCGGGCGGUUAGAUCGUGCUAAACGAGAGCUCGCGGCGCGGGCGCGCGCGGGCGCCGCCGGGCCGGCGAUCCUGUCCGCGGCCGUGUCCGCGGCGCUCACGGAGGAGGAGGCCGUGCCGGUGCUCCUCGCGGCGCCGGGCGACGCGGGCGACGCGCUGCGCGCGCUGCGGGACCGGCUGACGUCGAUGCGCGGGCCGCGCGCGCCGCGCUGCGUCGGGCGGCCGCUGGCGCCGGCGCCCGCCGAGGGCUUCGGGGACGCGCCGCCCGAGCACGCCGUGCACCUGGCUGGAGAGGGAGGCGACGCCGCGGCCGACGCGGUCGUCGCGGCGCACGAUCUAGUAAGGGCCCUGGGCGCCGCGGAGGCCAUAUCCGUCGAUUGGGCAGCCAAGGCCCCCGGGGACUCGGGCGACGCUUUUUUAGACGCUGCUGAAAGGUUGGUGCGAGCGGGCGUGCUGAAGGAUCCCGGCCUUGACGAAGCCCGGGCGUUGCCGGCGGGCCGCGAGAGGUGGCACGCGAUCCUGCAAGGCGUGCACCCGGCAGCGGGCGCGCUGGCCGCGGUUGAGUUUGAUGAUGCGUCGCCGGCGGCCCAGCGUUUACAUAGGGCAUGUUUGCUGGGCUGUCUGCUCCUCGCCGCGACGCCCGACGCCUGCCGCGCGCUCGAGGAUCGGGCGGCGAGCAAGCGCGCGCCGCCGCCGGCUAUUGCAAAGCAGCCGGUCACGACCGUGGGCGGCUACAUUAGUGAACUCCACGUCGACCUCGAAGAGAUGGAGCCGCUCGACGACGUGACGGCUGACAUCGCGGCAAUUGUUGACGCGGCCGUCGCCGGAACGAUCAAAGGGCGCUCGCUCGCGCACGUGGCGCGGAAAUUCUUAUGUAGACGCCACGCCUCGCGGGCCAAGGCCGAUGAAGAGCUUUGUAGCUUGGCGCUGGGCGUCGACGCUUUAGCAAGCGAGAGCGCUUUGCCUCGUCUGUUCGCGCGCCUUGCCGGCGUGCCUCGCGGAUUAUUGGAGAAGCGCCACGCGUUCGAUGAUAGAGCCGUCAAGAACGCGCUCGUGGCGUCGGCGGCCCACGAUCCCUUGGCCGCGGACGGGGCGUAUGCCUUUUUACUCGAGGCGGUCGGCACGAUCGUGCCGCCGGGCAAAACUAAAGCGUGGCUCGGCGCCGCCGAGCCGCGCCUCGUCGAGCUGGCGGCCGUGCUGGCCGCGGCGCCGGCGCUCUACGAGCGCGAGGUUAUUGCUCGCUCAAAACUUUAUCCGUCCGCCGAGAACGCUGCAACCCCCGAGCUGCCCUUCUUCCUCCAAUUAAGCAGCGUGUUACAAGAGCGAGCGUCAACGGUCGAGGCGGACCCCGUGUCCGCGGCGCUGCGCGUCUCGGUCGUGGACGCCCUCGAGGCGCUCGUGGCCCAGUGGCCCGUGUGCGUCGCAUGGGUCGCGCACCAGACGCGGCGGCGGGCCGCGCGGGAUCUGCAGCGCGUGCACCGCGGCGGGAUGGGUCGGACGCGCGUCGCCGACCUCAAGCGGCAGCGCGCCCACGACGACUUCGAGCGAAGGGUCCGGACGGAGUUCCGCAAGCUCGACACGAAGAAGGACGGCCUCUUUUCACCGGAUAUUUUCGCCCACAUGGUCAAGGCGACGACGGGCGGCGACGCCGACGCCGCGCUGGACGCCUACGACCGGGCCGUGGACGCGUCGCGGCGCGCGAGGGCCGCAGACGCGCAGCGGCGGCGCGACGACGGCGGGGACGUCGAGAGUGACGACGAGGACGAGGACGCUCUGGUGGUGGGCGAGGUCGUCGCCGUGCUCGCGCAGACGGACUCCGGGGCGAGCGUGCCUCAAGCUUACGCGCAGUUGCCCAUUGUGACGGAGCGGCAGCACCGGAUCUGGGGGAGUGGCUAA